Messenger RNA from Salvia miltiorrhiza (redroot sage), 972 nucleotides. RefSeq lists its product as uncharacterized. Gene Ontology annotation, molecular function: nucleic acid binding; zinc ion binding. Bases 1 to 972 code for a protein of 323 amino acids. The record is from RefSeq and is a predicted model, not a curated record. NCBI's taxonomy places the organism in Eukaryota, Viridiplantae, Streptophyta, Magnoliopsida, Lamiales, Lamiaceae. The transcript has a single exon.
AUGCCGCCCCGUAGAGCCCCUACCGAUCAACAAAACGGGAUGCAAGAAUUUAUCGCCGCAAUGCAAGGAUUCUUUCAACAACAAGCUCAAGGUGCGCAAAACCCACAACGCAAUAACACAAGCGUAGUCGUAGAGCAGUUCCGACGUUAUAAUCCACCAAGAUUUGACGGGAUGAGCGGACCUCUAGCAAUGGAGGAAUGGAUAAGAGAGCUGGAGAUAAUAUUUGAACAUAUCGAGUGCACCGAUGCCCACAAAGUUUCAUGUGUUGUCUUUCAAUUAUGCGAGGAUGCUAGCUAUUGGUGGGAGUCCUUUAAGAGAUCCAUGACUGAGCAAGCACGACAAGGGUUGACAUGGAAUAGGUUCAAGGAGAUUGUGACCAACCAAUACUUUCCACGCUCCUACCGCAAUCAAAAGGAGGCCGAAUUCUUAGAUCUCAAACAAGGAGAGCUGUCCAUCACCGACUACGAAAGGAAGUUCAACCAACUUUCAUGCUAUGCCACACGCCUAGUCAACACCAAUGACCAAAAGGCGGAUAGGUUCUUAAGGGGAUUACGACCAGAAAUCCGAGGAAUAUUGGCGGCACAAGGAAUUGUGGAUUAUGCUUUGGCCGUGAGACGAGCGCAAGAAGUGGAGGCGGGUUUGGAAGUGGAUAAACUACCACGUAAGGAUAUGGUUAGGAGUGAAAAGAGGAAAUGGGAGGAUCCAAAUGAUGGAAAAAGAGAUGUGCAAAAUAAGAAGGAGAGAAUGGACGACAAACCCAACGAGGCAACGCCACGAUCCUAUCCACAAUGUUCUGAGUGCAACAAGUAUCACACCGGAGAAUGCUUGUAUCGAAAGGGAGUUUGUUAUUUUUGCCGCAAACCGGGGCAUAAAGCAACAUUUUGUCCAGACAAGAGAGGGAGGGAACCCGAAAGGCGAGGAAACGGACGAUUAUUCUAUAUGGGACAACAAGACGAGACGAAAAAACCUUAA